Molecule: messenger RNA, 1164 nt
Organism: Gallus gallus (chicken)
Lineage: Eukaryota; Metazoa; Chordata; Aves; Galliformes; Phasianidae
Gene: HSF1
Product: heat shock transcription factor 1
Biological process (GO): regulation of DNA-templated transcription
Molecular function (GO): DNA-binding transcription factor activity; sequence-specific DNA binding
Source: RefSeq, marked validated
CUCCUCCCCCCCUCCCGGAGCCCCGCGGCCAUGGAAGGCCCCGGCGCGGCGGCGGCGGCUGUGGGAGCGGGCCCGGGCGGCAGCAACGUGUCGGCCUUCCUGACCAAGCUGUGGACGUUGGUGGAGGACCCCGAGACGGACCCGCUGAUCUGCUGGAGCCCGAGUGGAAACAGCUUCCAUGUGUUCGACCAAGGACAGUUCGCCAAGGAGGUGCUCCCAAAGUACUUCAAGCACAACAACAUGGCCAGCUUCGUGCGGCAGCUCAACAUGUAUGGCUUCCGGAAGGUGGUGCACAUCGAGCAGGGAGGGUUGGUGAAGCCAGAGAAGGACGACACUGAGUUCCAGCACCCCUAUUUCAUCCGUGGCCAGGAGCACCUCCUGGAGAACAUCAAGAGGAAAGUCACCAGCGUGUCCAGCAUAAAGAACGAGGACAUCAAGGUGAGGCAAGACAACGUCACCAAGCUGCUGACCGACAUCCAGGUGAUGAAAGGAAAGCAGGAGAGCAUGGACUCCAAGCUGAUAGCCAUGAAGCAUGAGAACGAGGCGCUGUGGAGGGAGGUGGCCAGCCUAAGGCAGAAGCACGCCCAGCAGCAGAAGGUGGUCAAUAAGCUCAUCCAGUUCUUGAUUUCAUUGGUGCAAUCCAACCGCAUCCUCGGGGUGAAGAGGAAGAUCCCCCUGAUGUUGAACGACAGCAGUUCAGCUCAUUCCAUGCCGAAAUACAGCCGACAGUACUCCCUGGAGCACGUCCACGGCUCAUCCCCAUACGCAGCUUCUUCCCCAGCGUACAGCGGCUCCAACAUCUACUCCCCCGAUUCAUCCACCAACUCCGGCCCCAUCAUCUCGGACGUGACGGAGCUGGCCCAGUCCAGCCCUUCAGCAUCUCCCAGUGGCAGCCUGGAUGAGAGGAGCAGCCCUGUGGUCCGCAUCAAAGAGGAGCCCCCCAGCCCCUCCCGUAGCCCCAAGGAGAACGAGCCCAGCACCACGACGGCCGCGGCCGGCAACAGCACCGAGCAGCCUCAGCCCCAGGAAAAGUGCCUCAGCGUUGCCUGCCUCGACAAGAACGAACUGAACGACCACCUGGACACCAUCGACUCCAACCUGGACAACCUGCAGACCAUGCUGAGCACGCACGGCUUCAGCGUCGACACCACCGCCCUGCUGGAC